AUGGCAAAAGCUCAAAAUGAAGCGCAGGCCUUUGCUAGCCAGGAAACCCAACUUAAACAGCAGCUUGAAGACAUGUCCGCAGAAUUAUCGCUGUUCAAAGAGGUCAAAGGUAAGCUCGAAAUGGAAUUGGCUACCAAAGAGAGAUUGCUGAAGAGGGCCAUGGACUCUAGAAAAGAGUACGAAAUGGAUGCGCAAGCCUCAAACUGGUUAAGAGAUAAGGCUAAGAUGAGUCAACAGAUUGAAGACUUACAGCGACAAUUGAUAGACGCUACCGAUGCGUUGGAACAACGGCAGACGACAUCCACCGAUAGCCGAUAUCGUGAAGAACGCAAGCGAUUCCUAGAGGAAAUUGAUUCAUUGCAGCAG
Messenger RNA from Cylicostephanus goldi, 366 nucleotides. NCBI's taxonomy places the organism in Eukaryota, Metazoa, Nematoda, Chromadorea, Rhabditida, Strongylidae. The record is from the annotation of a GenBank genome assembly.